Lactuca saligna is the source of this 369-nucleotide messenger RNA. The record is from the annotation of a GenBank genome assembly. NCBI's taxonomy places the organism in Eukaryota, Viridiplantae, Streptophyta, Magnoliopsida, Asterales, Asteraceae.
AUGGAAAAUCGUCACAACAUCAUAUCAUCCGGACAACAACACCAUUUGGAGGAGGAUGAUGAUGAUGAUAGGAAGAUGGAGAUUUUUUUUACUCUCAUCAGAAGCUUCAGAGAAGCACGGGAUCGGAGAAGGCAAGAAUUAUUGUCAGACAUGGAAAAAACUAACAAGACCAGAAAAUUACACCAUCUGCAAUCACCAUCUUCUCCCGUAUUUGAAUGGCAAGAUUUCACGGUCGGUUGCCACACAAGUCCUGUACCAGUCCACCAGAAACCUAAGCAACCCAGGAAAGAAGAAGAAGAAGAAGAAGAAGAAGAAGAAGAAGAAGAAGAAGAAGAAGAAGCUAACUUGAACCUCAAACUCUCUUUAUAG